CACACCAGCCGAUGCAGACUCCGGCCCGCAAGCCCCGCCUCCCGGGCCCAGCUGAUCCCGCGCCGCCCUGCAGGCCCCACACCUCGGCCCCGCGGAGCCGCACGCCGUCCGCGCUCGCCAACCCCGCGCCGCCGACCUAGGUCCGGACCGCGCACCUCGGGCGGCGCGCGCGCCGGGAGGGGAGCGGGAGGCGGGGCGGCCUACGCGGUGCGGCGGAGCAGUAAGUGGCGCGGCCCCGCCGCGGCCAUGGAGGUCUACAUCCCGUCCUUUCGCCACGAGGACAGCGAUCUGGAGCGCGGCUACACGGUGUUUAAAAUAGAAGUGUUAAUGAAUGGAAGAAAACAUUUUGUUGAGAAACGGUACAGCGAAUUCCAUGCGCUGCACAAAAAGCUUAAGAAAUGUAUAAAGACUCCAGAAAUCCCUUCUAAACACGUCAGGAACUGGGUCCCCAAAGUCCUGGAACAACGGCGGCAAGGCCUGGAAACGUAUUUACAGGCCGUCAUUUUGGAAAAUGAAGAGCUUCCCAAACUCUUCCUUGACUUCCUCAAUGUAAGACACUUGCCGUCUCUACCAAAAGCAGAAAGCUGUGGAUCUUUUGAUGAGACAGAAUCUGAAGAGUCAAGCAAGCUGUCCCACCAGCCGGUGCUGCUGUUCCCUGGGGAUCCAUACGUCUUGCCUGCAGCCAGCGACUUUCCAAAUGUGGUCAUCGAAGGAGUUCUUCAUGGGAUAUUUUUCUCUCACCUGCAGCCCAGGUAGAAACCCUACCCAGCUGGAAGAAGCUGAAGCAAGUGUCAAUGCCAAUGGCAAGAAAAUCGAUCUCUCUACCAAGUUAACCGAAACUAUGCGUGCGACACAAUAGCUCUAGCUAGUGGGAAAAUUCACAGUCCUAGCUUCUUUUGGAACAGGGACAUUUCUAUUAGAAUGGUGCUUUUAAAAUUAGAAACUGAACCAGGGCUGGGUCAGUUUAAGACCAAUUAUUUGAGAAGUGAAAGGGAGAUUACAAGGGAAGUCAGGAAAAAAAGGCCAGAGUGGAUUACCGGGAGCACCGAGCGUCACAAAACAGAGCCAGCCUCUGCUUCAGUCUCACUAUCUGCUAAUUGGAAAUCAUAUCCUGAGUCACGAUGACACUGAGCAACUUCGGGGGCCUUUUGUUCAGAUGUUGGACAGGCUCAGCUCUGCUCAGUGAGAGUUAUCUCAGCGGGGGAUACUGUAUUCUGGAGUGCGGGCACCUGAAGAGUAUCCUGGAACCCAUUGUGCCGGACUGAAGAUUCAGUUGUACUGACAGUAGAACACAUUUUUGUUUCCAUUACAGUGGGGAUGCCUCUCACCUACAGAUUAGCUGACCGUGUCAGUGCUUGAGAUGAGAUGGGGUAUUAGGACACCCCUUGAGAGCACUCUAGAAGGCUGUACCAGAAGUCUGUCCUCCCUCAUUCUCUCCCUCUAGUAUUGGAAAGUAUGAGUGUUCCUCUGAAGACCACCUGACACCCCUGUCGAAGUUCCAGGGGCCGGUCCAUAUAGAAAGUACGUACUCUAAACACUAAAAUCAGACUGCAAAAUUCUUGUCCCGCAGGAGUGGGACGUGGGGUCACAGUGGCCACAAUAGAACCAGACAGUCUGUUUGUGACAGGGUUUCCUCAAUGGUGUAUACCCACUCCGCUGUCACAGGCUCUGGUUGCUUGUUCAGGUUCCUCUUCACUGACUUCAUGUAUGGAUUAAAGUGAGUUAGAUGUUCGAUGCUGUCUCUCCACUGGAUGUCACACAGACGGUCAUCUUUCACUUAGUGAUGGAGCAGAGCAUAUGUCCUACCUGUGUGUAUGUGCUGAUGAACAGCCUACUUACGGUUAUGAAUUUUCAUAAAUUUAAAUGUGGGAGAAAAUAUUUACAAUUAAAAUACCAUGUCAUGAAUUUUUAUUAGAGUCUAAACUUACAGAUUGACAGCCUGCUGCAAACUUUUAAAAAAAAUAACAUUUUUAUGAUGAAUUAUGUAAUCACAUGUUGGAAAUAAAGUAACCAAGUGUUAUCAAAAAAAAAAAAAAAAAAAAA
This is a messenger RNA of Arvicanthis niloticus (Nile rat), 2043 nucleotides long. It is a transcript of the gene Snx24, whose product is annotated as sorting nexin 24. The record is from RefSeq and is a predicted model, not a curated record. Lineage: Eukaryota; Metazoa; Chordata; Mammalia; Rodentia; Muridae. Gene Ontology annotation, molecular function: phosphatidylinositol phosphate binding.